AUGGCCACCUCUGAGAUUGCACAAACCCUUUCCGGGACGCUGAGUCCUGAUACAAAUACUCGUAUUGCGGCUGAGCUCAGUUUGGCAGAACUUUUCACUCGUUCAGGCGCGCACUUUUUGGUACUUCUAUACAUUGCACUGCGAAAAUAUGUUCGGGAAAGGUGGUCACCUUAUUUCCAAACAUUCAAAGGCUCGGCGCCUAAUGUAGAGAUUAAAUCACAAAUCCGAGAAGCUGUCUUCCGCGGACUCUCAGAUCAAGAUCGAAAGAUACGAAGCCUAUCUGCACAUACCCUCUCUUCUAUUGCAAACUGUGAUUGGCCCGAUGAAUAUCCAGAGCUAUUGACAUCAUUAAUUGGUCUUCUGUCAUCGGGUUCCGCUGAUUCCGUACAUGGCGCUAUGCAAGUUUUGACCGAGUUCAUCAAGUCGGAUCUGACAGAAGAUCAAAUUCUCCCAGUUCUUCGUCAACUUCUUCCUGUUUUGCUUGGUAUAUUAGGAGCAUCGGAGGCUCAUUCAGCACUAACCAGGGCAAGGACAGUAUCCGUUUUCCGUCAAUGCGUCACAGCCCUGUUCAUGGUGAAAGAUCAACACCCGCAAUCGGUCAAAGAGGCUGUUGCAUCUGUUCUACCUAUUUGGUUAGAGGCCUUCAAGGUUCUGCUUAACAUCGAUCCUCUCCAUGAUAUUGCCAACAACUCUACUUGGGACGGUCUAGCAGUAAGAAUACAAGUAUUCAAGACUCUGGACACAUUGCACACCUCUUUCCCAAGGGCUCUUGUCCCUCACCUAUCUGAUUUCUUAAAUGCAUCGCUAAACAAUCUCCGUUCCCUGUACCCGACCUUCUCGACUUACUACCUGGCGGCGGCUGAAUCCGUCCCUAAUUCUUCGGAAGAUGAACCCAUUGAACUCCCUCAACUGUUGUGUCCAAUCAUCGACUUCCUCGCUGCAGUAAUUAGAGGUGGAAAAGGAAAGGAUUGGAUUGUCGACGAAAAUGUUGCAGCUGUUGUCUCCUCAGUGUUCGCCUUUGUCCAAAUGACAGAUGACGACGUGGAGACAUGGACCAAUAACGCCAAUGACUUUGUUGCUCAAGAAGAAGACGAAACACAGGCAUACAGUGUCAGAGUAGCUGGGUUUGACCUGCUUGGGGCAUUAAUUGAACGCACAGCAUUACAAACUACAAAAUCGAUACAACUCAGCCUAGAACAGGUUAUACGAACUUCAGAACAGGCUCACAAUUCAGGUGACAGUGACUGGUGGAGGCCUCUUGAAGCGGCGCUCGCUGCAGUUGGGUCGCAGGCCGAGUCUGUUCUAGAUUGUAUUGAAGACGAACAAGAAUCAGGAAAUCCUAAGCCCAUUGACAUUGAUUACCUUCUCGCGAACGUGAUUCCUCCAGUUCUCAGCCAGCCUGAUUUCCCAUUCCUACAGGGCCGAGGUUUUGUAUUUGCCAGUAAAUAUGCGAAACUUUUACCCCUCCAGUCCGCUGGACAUUAUCUGGAAGCUGCCAUUCAAGUACUGGAAUCGGCGGACUCUGGCGUCCCUGUCAAAAUCUCAGCAGUAAAAGCAGUACACAACUUCUGUCAAGACGGAGAAGACUCUGCCUUUAUCGUUUUCGCGCCGCGGAUCGCGCGAGACCUGGGCCCAUUCUUAUUGAUCGCUUCAGAAGAUACAUUGUCAUUGAUCCUUGAAACAUUAUCAGUGGUCAUUGAAAUUGAUCAAGGGAAAUGGCUAACUCCAGACCUCACAGAAUAUUUGAUCUCUGCAUCUCUAGAAGUGUGGAGUAAAAAUACGAAAGAUCCCAUCUUUAUAUCGAUACUGACUGAUAUCAUGGGAAGUUUGGCAUCGUCUCCAGCGCCAGGUAUCUACGAAACUUCUGUAAAGCAGGCCUUGCCAAUCCUAAGCGCGUCCAUAUCGACCGCGAAGAAAGAGGAAUCCUGGGUCGCAAGUACUGCCAUCGAUCUCGUGAGCAGCCUAGUAAAAGGUGCCCCUAACAAUGGGCUUGGAGACGGCUUUUUCAAUUUACUUGGUCCAAGUUUGUUUGCUUGCUUAAACCUUGCUGAGGAUCGCGAUGUUCUACAAGUUGAUUGCAAUCAGUUGCUUUCCUGGAAAGAUGAUAACGGGAGGAAUGGCCUUGACUACGUUCUUUCUCUCGUAGCGCAAAUCUUACAGAGCCAGGAUGAAUCGGGUGGAUUACAAAUAGGCGAUUUGAUUAUUCAUCUCUUGCGAAGAGCAGGCGAGGCUGUCCUCCCUGUUCUUCCUCAACUCCUGCAAGCAAUGAUUUUACGUAUGACCAGUGCUAAAACUGCUACCUUCUUGCAGAGCCUUGUAAUUCCGUUCGCCUUCCUGAUCAACAACCAACGUGACACUGUCCUUUCCCUCUUGGAGUCCAUGAAUAUCGAUAAUCGCUCGGCUUUAGAUAUAUUGAUACAAACUUGGUGCGAAAAUGCCGAGACCUUCCAGGGCUUUUGGCCUUCCCGUGUUAGCACACUUGCGUUAACACAGCUAUUCACUGCGCAACGCCCGAGCUUGCAGAACCUAACUGUCAAAGGAAAUAUUAUCAUUAAGCCUGAGACCAAGAAUACCAUUAUGACUCGCUCGCGGACGAAGACGACUCCUCACGAAUUCACCGCCAUCUCUUUCCCGGCAAAGGCGCUUAAAAUCAUUCUCCAUGAUAUUCAAUCGGGCGGAGAAUCAGCGACCCUGACUGCUCAAGGAGGGACAUUUGAUGUGGACUCUGAUGAUGGAGACGAAGACUGGACUGAAGAAGAAACACAUCAAGGCUUCAAACAAGACGAAUUUGCAAUGCUCUCCGACAUGCUAGGACCAAAGGGUAUGGCUUUUGACAACGAUGAGAUCCUGGAUGACAACGACGAUGAGGACUUGAAAAACGACCCUGUCUCACAAAUGGAUAUGCAGGCACAUUUAUUGUCUUUUAUCCGAGAGUCGGCGGCACACAAUUACAACAACUUUGCUUCUCUUGUGGACCAAUUAUCUCCCGAAGAAAUGCUCGUUGUGCGCCGCAUUGUAAACGCCAACUUUGAACCUCAACAAAUCUUCGAGGUCUCCUUCCAAUAUGGCUACUUCAAAAAAGUCAGCCUCACAGUCGAAGACGAGGUCGUCGACCUCGUCUUCCAAUGUCUCCUUAGCUAA
Psilocybe cubensis is the source of this 3141-nucleotide messenger RNA. RefSeq lists its product as uncharacterized. The transcript has 19 exons. Bases 1 to 3141 code for a protein of 1046 amino acids. The record is from RefSeq and is a predicted model, not a curated record. Gene Ontology annotation, biological process: protein import into nucleus. Gene Ontology annotation, cellular component: nuclear envelope; cytosol. NCBI's taxonomy places the organism in Eukaryota, Fungi, Basidiomycota, Agaricomycetes, Agaricales, Agrocybaceae.